UUCUGCAAUACCAGCAUUUCUUUCCCAUCUCAAUUCGCGAUCCGUGUCUCCGAGCAUAAUCGAUUCAAUGGCUUCCACAGUCCAAAAAGUGCUCCUCGCCGCCGUCCUCGCCGCUUCCGUGGUGGCCUCAGCAGGCCUCCAGUUCGAGGUGGGAGACGAAAUGGGAUGGGCAAAACCCACCGGAAAAGAGCGCGAGACCUACAACGAAUGGGCCACACAGAACAGGUUCCACAUUCGAGAUACGCUUCAUUUCAAGUAUGCCAAAGACUCGGUGGUGGUGGUGAGCUCCGCCGAUUACCUAACAUGCAACGCGUCGAAUCCCAUCGCCAAAUUCGAAGACGGCAGCACCGUUUACGAGUUAAACAGGCCGGGCUUUUUCUACUUCAUCAGCGACCAGCCCGCCCACUGCAAGUCCGGCCAGAGGCUCAUCGUUCGCGUCAUGCAUCCUUUGCAACCUGCAGCUGCGCCGGAGCUUGCGCCGGAACUUCCGCCGUCCUCCGCCCCGACCGAUGAGAGCGGUGGGGAUUCGGGGUGGCCGGAAUUUAGUUCCACUGCGAAACUGUGUGUUGCUUCCUACUUCGUUGCUGCUUUUGUAGCCCUUGUUGCCACCUUCUACAUGUUCGUGUAGGACUUAUUUUGUUUAGGUUUUUUUCGUAAACUAAUUCUUGAUUUUGUUUAGGUUAGUGGUAUAUGAUGGUAGGAAACUAGGAAUUAUCUUAUUUGGUAUUGUUAACAUUGCUCUUUAAUGAUUUUAAUUGUCUUGGAA
Molecule: messenger RNA, 766 nt
Organism: Salvia miltiorrhiza (redroot sage)
Lineage: Eukaryota; Viridiplantae; Streptophyta; Magnoliopsida; Lamiales; Lamiaceae
Product: early nodulin-like protein 7
Exons: 2
Coding region: 68-628 (186 amino acids)
Cellular component (GO): plasma membrane
Molecular function (GO): electron transfer activity
Source: RefSeq, a predicted model, not a curated record